Messenger RNA from Cladocopium goreaui, 2433 nucleotides. The record is from the annotation of a GenBank genome assembly. NCBI's taxonomy places the organism in Eukaryota, Dinophyceae, Suessiales, Symbiodiniaceae.
AUGGAGAGGGUCACGGCACGGCUUGACUGUGGUAUCCUGCAAGGCCUUCUCUGCAUCAACAAGGGAGUUCCUGGAGCUGACGCCUUCGAACACGUGCUGAUGAGCGCCUUGAAGAGCUACUCUGUGAUUUGGGACUUGGUCCACGAUGCGCCCCCGCGGCUGCUAGAUCAGUUGGUGAGGGCUUGGGAACCUCGAUGGCUGCUACCUGGUGAAACCAUUGUAGCCGAUGAGGAGCCUGAUGCAGAUUUUGUAUUCGUACUCGUUCAUGGAUCCUGUGUAGUGUUGUUGGAAGAUCGUGAGAUCGAAAAUGUGGGACAAGGAUCGGUUCAAGGAGCUGCUCAGCUCUUGGCAUUGAACGGCUGGACACGGACGGUCCAAGUCGCUCCUACCUGCAAUGGUGAGGCCAUGAUUCAGGUCAUGAAGCGGGAGAAACUUCUAGACAUGCUGGACGGCCAUCCACUGCCAAAAGCUCGUUUACGAGCCUUGGAGCAAUCCUUGCAAGAAGGAAAGGAGGCCGACUGGCGAAUUCUGAAGAACAUCCCAGCGUUCGGAUCCUGUGCAUUCCAGCCAUUCCUAGCUCGUUUGCACAAGGAUGCCGACAUUCGCCUCUUCUGUGCUGGAGACAUGGUUGCCUUCGCUGGCGAUGAUUCCGCUGCAAUGAUGGUGGUCUUGGCUGGCACUGUCCGGUGUGAACAGCCCCAGACGCUCUUUUUUGUGGAACUUCAUCGUGGGGAAUGGUGCUACCAAGACAACAUCCUUGGGAACACACCCACCUUCGGCCAUGAUGCCGUGGCAGUGACCAACGUCCUGGUCCUGGUGCUGUACAGACACGCCAUGCAGAACGCCAUGGUGGCCUAUCCAGAAACCCGCAAGGUCGUCAUUGCGAAUGAAACCUGGAGAAAGAAGACUGGAUGUCCAGAUUUUGGAGUACUGCCUGUCUUCAACAAGCUGCCAGCCUCCUUGCUGUCGGACGUGCUCGAAGAAGCGAGGCCUGUGUACUACAGACCAAGCUCCUUGCUGUACUCCUCGGGUGAGCGCGUAGAAGACAACUCGAUGCUCUUUGUGCUCCGUGGCGAGUUGCAACUGGCAAUCAUGGGCAUCGAAGUCCGACGUAUCGGGGCAGGCGGCUACGUCGGAUUGCAUCACUUUAUGGGCUUGGAGUGUCCAGAGCCGAACGUUACAAUUCGAUCCACCCAAGCCUGCGAUUGUUUGCUCUUGCAGCAGUCCACGAUGCAGAAGGCUCUGGAUGACGAGUUGAUGGAGGAUGACAUGCUUCCGUACACUGCCUCUCAACGAGUACUGGCAGGGGGCGAAAUCCUGGAUGCCUUUGGCUUCCCAGUGGGGGAUGGAAGUGCCAAGAACAUGCCUGACUGCGUGGAACAGAGCGAGGUCUUCAGGGCGUGUUCGAAGAGUUUUGUGGCACAGGUGGCUGAGAUUGUGGAGGACUUGGCUUUUUGGCCUGGAGAGAAGCUGUACUCCCAAUACGAAGAGGGCGACAUGAUGUACUUCAUUCGAGCAGGACGCGUUCGACUUGAGGUCUUGGGCCGCCGAGAUCCAGAAAUUGUGGAGGCUGGUAUCACUCUGGGGGACAUGGCCGUGCUGGACCAGGUUCCUCACUACGUCGAGACUGCAUACGCAGAGACGCAUGUGUGGGUGCGUGCGCUUCACAAAAAGUUGCUGCGAAGAUCACUCUCCUCCUUCCCAGAGGAAGAGAGAUGUAUGCUCGGCCAGUGCUCCCUGCGAAGGUGUAUGGCAGGAAAACGAAAAGAUGGCGAUAGGAAAGACGGGAAAGCCAAGAAGGCAAAGUUAAGUGUGGAGGCAGCCAAGGCCUUCUUCGAAGAACAUGGCAUCAAAGUUGCCAUCCCUGAGGGAAAGGACGUGGACAUCACUCCUCUGGCGGGCUUUCAAUUUGAUGGCUUUGCCAAGCGGCUCAUCAAGUACUGUCAGAGUAAAUUUGAGAAGCCCACACCGAUCCAGGCUUGCACCUGGCCUCUGAUCAUGCAGAGGAGUGAUGUUUGCGGCAUUGCCAAGACUGGAAGUGGCAAGACUCUGGCCUUCGCUAUGCCGUACCUUUCCAUGUCCAGGCUGGGACAACUGGAUGUCUUUGAGCAACCCUGCGCUUCAGCGCGUUUCGUGGCGAUGGCGCCAACGAGGGAGCUGGCCAUGCAGAUAGCCGAGGUUUGCUCGGAGCUGGUCAAGGCCCUGACAGCAGGAGAUGAGGGCCUCUAUCCGGUGCAGUGCAUCUACGGCGGUGUGCCAAAGAGGGAUCAGCGUGAGGCCAUUUCUGGUACCGGCGUGGACAUGGCGAUUUGCACUCCUGGAAGACUUCAGGACCUGGUGGAAGAAGAAACCUUGGACCUCAGUUCUGUGUUCACGUCUCAGACAUUUGACGAAGCCCAUUUUUCUGACUUCUUACUGCCGAAUUCCUCUUGA